UCCUCCCACACAGCCAUGUUCAUCUACAAGUGGCCUGCAGACAAGGAGAAUGACACUGGGGUGGUCAGCGAGCACAGCAUGUGCGAUGUGGAGGGUCCUGGCAUAUCCAGCUACAGCUCCAACCCUCCGGCUGCCGGGACAAGCUUGGUGCCCUGCCUGAACCAGGCUCUGAGAGAUGUGCCCAAGGAGAAGCAUGCAGGCACCCCACUCUACCUGGGUGCCACAGCUGGCAUGCGCCUGCUCAACAUCACAAAUGUGCAGGCUUCAGAUGCCGUCCUCAGCGCCGUGGCAGCCAUGCUGAAGUCGUACCCCUUCGAUUUCCGGGGGGCAAAGAUCCUGUCGGGGGAAGAGGAAGGGGUCUUUGGCUGGGUGACUGCAAACUACCUCCUGGAGAACUUCAUCAAGCGUGGGUGGCUCGGGGAAUGGAUCCAGCCCCAGAAGAAGACCCUGGGGGCCAUGGACUUCGGAGGUGCUUCCACACAGAUCACCUUUGAAACCAGGGACACCAUUGAAGACCCCAGAAACGAGGUGAUGCUGAAGCUGUACGGCCAGGUGUACAAAGUGUACACCCACAGCUUCCUCUGCUAUGGAAGGGACCAGGUCCUCAAGAGGCUGCUCUCAAGGCUCCUCCAGGCUGCGAGCUACCAAGCAACCAUCACCCAUCCCUGCUGGCCCACAGGCUACCACAAGAGCCUGUCACUGAGCAGUGUCUACGACAGCCCCUGCACAGAGAAGGAGAGGCCAAGCCUUGCCCUCAACACCACUGUCACCGUGGUUGGCACCGGGAAUGGGAGCCUCUGCGCUCUGCAUGUCAGCAAGCUCUUCGACUUCACCACCUGCUCCUUUUCCCGCUGCUCCUUUGAUGGCAUUUUCCAGCCAGAGGUUUCAGGAAACUUCAUCGCCUUCUCUGCCUUCUUCUACACGGUAGACUUCAUCCAGGCAGUGAUGGGGACACCCGUGCACUUGCCCAGCGACCUGAAGGAUGCUGCUGAGACCGUAUGUGCCACCAGCUGGAGCGAGCUGCUCCAGAAAGCCCCCAAGCUGGAGAAGAGGCUGCCGGAUUACUGUGCUGUCAGCACGUUUGUUUAUUUGCUCACCACCAAAGGCUAUAACUUCAACAACCAUUCCUUCCCCAACAUUGCCUUCCAGAAGAAGGCAGGAGAAACCUCCAUUGGCUGGGCCUUGGGCUACAUGCUGAACCUCACCAACAUGAUCCCAGCAGAGAAGCCCUCUUCCCAUAAAAGCAUGCUGUACAACUACUGGGUCAUCCUCAUCUUGCUCUUUGUGGUCACCACCCUGACGUCUCUGGUGACUGCCAUCUGCCUGCUCCGGCACAGCAAGUCCCUCACAAUCUAACAGCAGGGACAGGGUGGGCCUUGUCUGCAGGAACCAGCACCAUCCUUCCUGCUGGAGUCUCCAUGGCCUGAACACGUGGGAUGCGGCAAGUGCUCAGAGAUGUCCACCUAUGAUACCCAACGCUGUCUGUCCCAGAAGGAAAGCUGUGCCUUUUUGCCCUCCCCUUGCUUUCAAGCUGCAGAAAGGGGGGACAGAAGAGGACCACUGGCCCUGUAGAAGAAUAGCUUAAGGGUUUCCCAGUGCUACUUGGGGACGGACCCCAGAGCAGGCUCAGGAUUUGGAUGUCCAGACCUGGGGCAUCUUUCUGCUGCCAGACCUGGGCUGGACUGGACCAGCGAGUCCAGCCAACAGCAGGAUUUAUUCUCACGUGCAUGGGGUGGGUGGGAAGUAUUACUUAUGCUAGUCCUUAUAGCUGAGCUUGCUAGCCUGUCCCUGGAGCAUCAGCCUCCCAGGGAGCUCUGGGCAUCACCCAGAGCCCAUGCUGUCUUUCUGGCCAAUGCACAAACCCCACUGACCUUCCUGAGGGCCAGAUCUUGGCCUGGACUUCCACCAGCCUCAGCACAGGGGGCUUUGGGUAGGGGCUUAGCAACAACCAGAAGUGGGCUGUAGGCAGCAUGUCCCCCUUCAGCAACCAGAUGGGGUGCUUUCCCCAUUCCUGCAGUUCCUAAGCCAGUCUUGCCUUUGCCACAGCCAGAGCCUCCUCUGUCCCCACAGCAAUAGCACAAAAAGCCCCUGUGGCUCCCUGGUGCGUGGCUGUGCCAUCACAGAGGUGAUGGGCUCACUGCAGGAGUGGGGCUUUGCACUGCCUUAGGAUUUGAGCCCUGCAUCACCCCACACCAGGCAGCUGGGAGGAUGCGCCUCCAUUUCCAAAUGAGUAAAAACAGGGACAUGCGAACAUGCAGAAGGUUUGAUUU
Messenger RNA from Haliaeetus leucocephalus (bald eagle), 2270 nucleotides. RefSeq names its product ectonucleoside triphosphate diphosphohydrolase 2 (gene ENTPD2). The transcript has 8 exons. Gene Ontology annotation, molecular function: GDP phosphatase activity; UDP phosphatase activity. Gene Ontology annotation, biological process: nucleoside diphosphate catabolic process. The coding region runs from base 16 to 1356 and encodes 446 amino acids. The record is from RefSeq and is a predicted model, not a curated record. Gene Ontology annotation, cellular component: plasma membrane. Lineage: Eukaryota; Metazoa; Chordata; Aves; Accipitriformes; Accipitridae.